AUGGCAGGUCCUUUCCGCUUGACAUCAAGACGAUUACGCCUGUCUUUCGCAAGAAACAUCGCUCGUCUGAAUCCUCUUCGGUCUUCAUCCCGCGCUCUUACAUCUUUGCUUCUAUCCCAUCCAUCCCCACUAACCCCCACCAAAGCAUCCUUCCUUGCUUCUACACGUUCCAACUUUCAUAGCACUAAUACUUCCACUACUACUACAACUACCAUCAAGAUCGCGUUCUCCCUCUCUCUUUCUUUUAACUAUACCUGUUUAUCACUCUCCACCUCUCUCUUUGUUGAUUACGAUGCACUCUUAACACAAUCAUUUUUCUUUCUUUUACCUCUCCUUCUUUCUUUCUCUUUCUAUCUCUCGUCAGUACACGAACUAUUUACUGGAUAUAAAUCCUCAUUCAUUUACUUCUUUACAAUCUUUUACUCUACUUUUCCUUCUUUCGUUCUUUCAUUUUCUCUCCCUCUCUGUCUUUUUCUUUCUUUCUUGAUAUACGUGCGCCAUCUCCAUGUACAUGCGCCAUCACCACAACCUCUGAUCAUUCAUUCUCUUAAACUUUUUUCCAGUUCUUUCUUUCUUUCUUUCUUUCUUUCUUUCUUUUUCUUUCUUUCUUUCUUUCUUUCUUUCUCCCAAUAUUUGUCCCCUCAUCUCGCAAAGUCUCUUAUCUCUUCACUGUCUUUAUAUUUCAGCUUUUCUCUCUUGAUUUCCACUUCAUGUGAAUCCUUCGUAAAUCCACUUGUCGAUUUAUUUGUUGUUUUUUUUUUAUUUUACUAUCUCUCAACACACCGAAAUACCAUCUAUCUAUCUAUCUAUCUAUCUAUCUAUCUAUCUAUCUAUCUUUUUCUCUCAUUGUAUUCUUCUUUUGUGACAUUUUUCUUUCAUUUAUUUCUUUCAUGUGACUAUUUCUUCGUGUUCACGUUUUCGUAUUUUUUAUUCUUUAUUUUCUUACCUACUUAUUUUGCUGACUUUCUUCUUCUUCUUUUUCUUCUUCUUCUUCUUCUUCUUCUUCUUCUUCUUCUUCUUCUUCUUCUUCUUUCACCUGCUUCCUAUCUAACGACCACUUUCUCCUACUAUGCCUUUCUACCGACCACUUUCUCGUACUACUCAUUUCUAGAGACCCAUUUCUCCUACUACACCUUUCUACCGACCCCUUUCCCCCAUUACUCCGUUGUACAGAUCACUUUCUCCUACUACUACUCCCUACUGACCACUUUCUCUUACUACUCCUCUCUACCGGCCCAUUUUUUCUACUACUCAUUUCUACUGACUCUUUCUCUAUUACUCCAUUCUACCGACCAUCUUCGCCUACUACUCCUUUCUACCGAACACUGUCUCCUACGAUGCAUUUCCACAGGCCACUUACUCGUACUACUCAUUUCUAUAGACGCAUUUCUCCUAUUACGUCUUUCUACCGACCACUUUCCCCUAUUACUCCUUUGUACUGACCACUUUCUACUACUACUCCUCUCUACUGACCCCUUUCUCCUAUUACUCCUUUCUACCGACCCCUUUCUCCUUUUAUUCUUUUCUACUGACCCCCUCAUUUGUUACUCCUUUAUACUGAUCACUUUCUUCUACUACUCCUUUCUACCGCCCCCUUUCUUAUUACUCCUUACUAUCGACCCCUUUAUCCUACUACUCCUUUCUAUCGAACCCUUUUUACUUUCUACCGACCCCUUUCUCCUACAACGCCUUUCUACCGACGACCUUCUCCUACUACACCAUUCUAGAGACCCAUUUCUCCUACUACGCCCUUUUACCGACACCUUUGUCCUACUACUCCUUUCUACCUACCACUUUCUCCAACUACACAUUUCUACCGACCCUUUUCUCCUAUUACUUCUUUCUACCAUCCGCUUCUCCUACUACUAUUUUCUACUCACCGCUUUCUCCUACUAUGCUUUUCUACCGACCACUUUCUCGGAUCCAUUUCUCCUACUACGCCUUUCUACCGACCCCUUUCUCCUAUUACUCCUUUCUACAGACCCCUUUCUCUAUUGCUCCUUAGCGUCUGAUUUCUUCCACUUUCUGCUACUAGUCCUAUCUACCGACCACUUUCUCCUACUAGUCCUAUCUACCGAUCAUCUAACUCUUCUCCAGGCAUAUUCCAUUUCCAUUUAUAUUUCAGAAAAUACUUCCAAAUUUCAUGACUUAUCUCUUCCUUCUCAGACACUCUCUAUAUCUUCUAUUGUUUAUUCACUUUCUCUUCACACGUGCUUUUGUUCCUAUUCACUCCUCUCCCUACUCCUAAGUAUCAUUUUCUUCGUAUCUUUUCUUCAAGUACCCCUGUCUCUCUCUCUCUGUCUCUCUCUCUCUCUCUAUUUUCGAUGCUUCUUUCUCUAUCUUUUAUUAUUUAGACAUCUUUACCAUCGAAUUUUUCUUGACAUUUUCCUAUCUAUCUAUCUAUCUAUCUAUCUAUCUAUCUAUCUAUCUAUCUAUCUAUCUAUCUAUCUAUGUGCCCAGGAACAUCACCUAGAAUACGCUGACUGCCACGCCUUUAGAAGCAUAAUAUCUCUGGAUUUUCUAAUUUUCUUUCAUAAAUCCUUUUUCAUCACUUUCUUUCUUAUUUUCUUCCUUCCUUUCUUUCUUUCUUUCUUUCUUUCUUUCUUUCUUUCCCUCUGUUUCUUUUACUCUCAUCAUCUCUUUCUUUCUUUCUUUCUUUCUUUCUUUCUUUCUUUCUUUCUGUCUUUCCCUCUGUUUCUUUUGCUCUCACCAUCUCUUUCUUUCUUUCUUUCUUUCUUUCUUUCUUUCUUUCUCGAUGUACCUGCGCCAUCACCAAAAUCACAGAUCAUUCACUCUCUUAUUUUGCCGCUCAAAACAUCUGGAGGCCACCCGCUACAACACCAGCCCCGACAUCGACAACAACCGGCCGCACCCCUAGCUUUUACUCCCUUUUAUUCCUACUUAGUUUUCUCGAUUCUAUCCGAAAAGAAUGUUCCACUAGACUCUCUCUCACUUUUACCCACCCUUUCUCUUUGUGAUAUUUCUUCCUUUUUCAUUCCUUUUUAUCAUUUCAAUUUACAUGGCAUUUCACCUCGUCGUUUUUCCUCAACACUUUUCCCCUAUAUUUGUUUAGUUAUAUCUUUUGCUUUUCUAUCUUACGUUUUUGUUUUUUCUUCAUCUCUACUGUCAACCUAA
Molecule: messenger RNA, 3135 nt
Organism: Acanthosepion pharaonis
Lineage: Eukaryota; Metazoa; Mollusca; Cephalopoda; Sepiida; Sepiidae
Source: the annotation of a GenBank genome assembly